This is a messenger RNA of Hyalella azteca, 677 nucleotides long. RefSeq names its product small nuclear ribonucleoprotein G (gene SNRPG). Gene Ontology annotation, cellular component: precatalytic spliceosome; U4 snRNP; U12-type spliceosomal complex. Gene Ontology annotation, molecular function: RNA binding. The record is from RefSeq and is a predicted model, not a curated record. The transcript has 3 exons. Gene Ontology annotation, biological process: mRNA splicing, via spliceosome; spliceosomal snRNP assembly. Lineage: Eukaryota; Metazoa; Arthropoda; Malacostraca; Amphipoda; Hyalellidae. The coding region runs from base 101 to 337 and encodes 78 amino acids.
CUUUCCGCUGUAUCUCGUUCCCAGCAGACUGCAUGCGCGGGUUUACUCAAAGUCUCAAACGUUUGCACGUUAUCUGAAGUGAGCAAAUAACCUUUCCAAAAUGAGUAGCAAAGCUCAUCCUCCCGAGUUGAAAAAAUAUAUGGACAAGCAGGUUAAAGCCAAGCUCAAUGGCGGACGCAUUGUUGAAGGGGUCCUGCGUGGCUUUGACCCCUUCCUCAACUUGGUGGUUGAAAACUGCGUUGAAAUUAAGAAAACUGGAGAAAAAGUUCAGAUUGGCAGUGUGGUGAUGAGAGGCAGCAGCAUCGUCAUGCUGGAGGCUCUGGACAGGAUAUCGUAAACUCAUCGUCACCUCUCCCUACUUGUAUGCCAUCAGGCUGUGCAAGGGAUUUGAGCCAUUUUGCGUCUUGUUCAAUCACUUUACAUUGGAAAGAUAAUUAUAAUGUAUUGCUUGGUCAUAAUUCUACCAAUUCAAGUUCAAAUUUAACUAUGAUUCUGAAGCCAUCUAUUUUAUUUGCUCAUUUCUUUCCGAGAAAGUUGAACUCGCACAAUCGUCCAUGUCCCAUUAUUUAGAUUGGUUAGCUUUAAAUCCUCAAUCAUUUACCUCCUAGUUAUGAUCUCUUAUUACGAUGGCAUGCGAUCUCUAAGUACCAGCUGACAGUAAAGUUAAGCAAAUCUCA